Paramecium tetraurelia is the source of this 1377-nucleotide messenger RNA. RefSeq lists its product as uncharacterized. Gene Ontology annotation, biological process: nuclear membrane organization. The transcript has 6 exons. Lineage: Eukaryota; Ciliophora; Oligohymenophorea; Peniculida; Parameciidae. Gene Ontology annotation, cellular component: nuclear inner membrane. The record is from RefSeq and is a predicted model, not a curated record.
AUGAUAAGAUUGAUAUCAUCAAAUCACAAUUUUGUCGUGCUCGUAUUAUUAUCUUUAUUAAUUUCCUCCUGCAAUACUAGCAAUCAUCUCAGAGGACAUAUUGAAUAGCAUUAAAAUAAGCAUUUGUCUUCACGCAGAGCCUCUUAAAACCCUUAUGUAGAUUUCAUAGUUGGAUUCUUUUUAAUAUUUGGGGCUAUUGCUUUGUUAUGGUACAAUGAGAGGAGGUUGUUAUUAUAUAACUUAACAAACUUAGAUAGGCAAUCACAGAAUAUCGAUUAGAUGAAGCAAAGAAAUAAUGCACUUCAUGAAUCCUAAUACAAAUAAUUAAUUAAUUCACACUAAUGGUAGAGAUUCAUUUAUAUCAUUCUAAUAGGCGAAACUACUACCAAUGAUCUUGUUGUUGAUGCUGCUUUUGGUUUGUCUUUGAAGGAUUGUGUUAAGCUAGAUAGAGUAGUGGAAAUGUAUUAAUGGGUUCGCAAAACAAAAGAAGAAAAUAAUACCACAGUUUAUUAUUAUGUUUAAGAAUGGAACACAACGUUUCAUUCUGAUUGUGGGGAAGGACACUUUAAUAACAAAAAUUAUUGGAUUGUAGAAUAAGAGACAUAAAUUAAUAUGAAUGUUCGUCUUGGUGCUUAUUUGAUGAGUAAAUCCUUGGCAGAACAAACAAACGCAAAAGAAAGUAUUCCUAUGAAUCUUCAUAAUGCAUAAGUAGUUGCCAAUUUUUAUGGAUAUGAAAAGGGAUUCACCAAUUACGAAGCCAAUGAACAAUAUAUAUAUUUCUAAUAAAAUAAAGGAGCUAUCACUAUGAAUGAUUUGAGAGUCUCAUUCAACGCUUCAAAAACUGGUCCUACAACUGUGAUUACUUAUUAGUAGAAUGAUACAUUUACACCUUUUGUCUUUCAAGAUAAAUUUAAUUAAACUUUGGCUAGGGAUUAAAAUUUUGAAAAUUUGGAUAAUGUGGAAUUCAAUUGUGCAAAUUGUUGUUGCUUUAUUUGCAAAUAUUUUAGAUCAAUUGAAAAACCUAUCACUGAGAUUAAUUGGAUCUAUGAAUCAAUUUUGACAUUAGAUUAGGUUUUUUAAAAAAAAGCAGAUGAAAAUCAAUGUACAACAACACUAUAACGAUUGGGAGGAUACACAAUAAUGGGAGUUGGAUUUUGGUUUAUAUUUUCUCCCAUCACAUUUAUUGUUUCAGUAUUACCAUUUAUUGGAAACUUUUUAGCUUAAAUCACUGUCAGUUUUACAAUAUCGAUACCAUUUUCCAUUUUAAUCAUAGCUUUUGCUUGGUUAUUUUAUCAUCCAAAAUACGGAUUCGCUUUAAUGGGGCUUUCUGCAUUAAUUGGAGCAGGAAUAUAUUUUUACAUUAAAUAUUAAAGUUGA